AUGUGCGUCGACGCCACCCUGGCCGGGUCCAUCGCGCACCUGCUCAACCACUCGUGCGCGCCCUGCUGCCACAGCCGCACCAUCACGGUCGCGCACCCGGCCACAGGGCGGCGGCGGGACCACAUCGUCAUCUUCGCAAGCAGGGACAUAGCCGUGGGCGAGGAGCUUACAUAUGACUACCGCUUUGCCGGGGAGGAGAAACUGCCGUGCAACUGCGGGGCCCCGACGUGCAGGGGGAUGGUCAACGCCCCGGGCGAUGACGAGGGCGCGCCUGCAGUGCGCGGCCCGCGUGCCCAGCAGAUCAUUGAGCGGGACUCGCACCGUGAUGCGCUGUGCGGGAACCCCGUGCAGGCCGUCGGUUCGUGCAGCGGCGCGAGCAGCAGCGGCCGGGGCGUGGGCCCCUUCAGCAGCAGAGGCAGCGGCGCCCCGCGGCGCGGCUCGCGGCAGGUGGCGCGCUCCAACCUGGACGACUUUGAGAUCAGGGAGCUGGUGGCCAAGAUGGAUGCGCAGACGCCACCUCCCCCGGCCAAGCGUGACAAGCUCGAGGCCAUUACGGCCCAGAUAGACGAGAUCAACGCGGCAGACCCCAAGACGAUCCCAGGGGACAGCGGCCGGCCCGAGCCGUACAGGCUGGCCUACUCCAGGUGGCUGACCCAGUGGGUGCUCAAGCUGGACCCCAACGCCUGCGACGAGCUCCUCAUACUGGCGCGCGGCAAGACGUGCGCCCCCCACGUUUGA
This is a messenger RNA of Monoraphidium neglectum, 738 nucleotides long. RefSeq names its product trithorax-like protein, histone-lysine N-methyltransferase. The transcript is spliced from 10 exons. Gene Ontology annotation, cellular component: Set1C/COMPASS complex. Lineage: Eukaryota; Viridiplantae; Chlorophyta; Chlorophyceae; Sphaeropleales; Selenastraceae. Gene Ontology annotation, molecular function: histone H3K4 methyltransferase activity; protein binding. The coding region runs from base 1 to 738 and encodes 245 amino acids. The record is from RefSeq and is a predicted model, not a curated record.